This is a messenger RNA of Cyprinus carpio (common carp), 2824 nucleotides long. RefSeq names its product regulator of calcineurin 3. Lineage: Eukaryota; Metazoa; Chordata; Actinopteri; Cypriniformes; Cyprinidae. Gene Ontology annotation, molecular function: nucleic acid binding; calcium-dependent protein serine/threonine phosphatase regulator activity. Gene Ontology annotation, biological process: calcium-mediated signaling. The record is from RefSeq and is a predicted model, not a curated record. Gene Ontology annotation, cellular component: cytoplasm; nucleus.
AUUGGUCACUCCUCACCAUCGCUUGUCGUUUUGAUAGCAUACGACGAAUUUACUGUUUAAAUGAGAAGACGUAUUUCUAAUUGAGAUUAACAAUAUUCCAUUGUUGUAUUAAAUUGUAUGUGCCGCGGAUCUUAAAGUGGAUGGCCUCUUGCCCAGGCAUCGAUUUCGAAACAGUUGCAAAGAUUACUGUGGAAUGAUGCGUGAGGGUUGGAAAUUGUGGAGCAACAGCUCAGAGGGUCACAGCAGUGAUCCCGAAGAGGAUGAUGAAGAAGAGAUGGCGUUCGGAGACAUUGAGGAAGACUCCGAGGAGAUGAUGGACUUGAGUGAUCUACCUACAGCUCUGUUUGCCUGCAACGUGCAUGAGGCUGUGUUCGAGGAGGACAGGCAGAGGGAGCGGUUUGAGGCUCUGUUCAGGAUCUAUGAUGAGCAGACAACCUUCCAGAUGUUCAAGAGUUUCAGAAGAGUUCGGAUCAGCUUUAGCACUCCAGAGGCUGCUGCUCGCGCACGCAUCGAGCUCCAUGAAUCCGAUUUCAACGGCACUAAACUAAAACUGUACUUCGCACAGGUGCAGAACUCAGGGGAAGAUGUGGACAAGACAUACCUUGCCCCACCUCAACCUGUCAAGCAGUUCCUCAUCUCUCCACCUGCGUCCCCACCUGUGGGAUGGAGCCAGAGUGAAGAUGCCACACCACUGAUCAACUACGACUUGCUGUGUGCUGUGGCCAAACUGGGACCAGGUGAGAAGUACGAGCUGCAUGCGGGGACAGAGUCCACUCCUAGCGUGGUGGUCCAUGUGUGUGAGAGCGAAAAUGAGGAAGAGGAAGAAGCCCGGCCAAAAACCAGGAUUGUCCAGACCAGACGCCCCGACGGUCCCCCGAAAGUCUACAACUAAAACCUUUGGCACACUUUAAACGUUUCUCUCUCUCUGUGUCUCUUUCUCUCAUCCAGGGAAAGGCAUGCUUUAUUUCAAUAACAAAAAAAGCUAAACUAAGAAAUGGAUGGAUUUGAAGGGGUGCUCCGUGCACAGGUGACGUGUGGUGUUCUGAACUGGACUCGUGGACUGAACACACUGUCUCACUGCUGCCUCACGGGACAGCCAGGGGGCGAUGAGCUUGCAACCCCCCUCUCACAAUAAUAGCAUUCAUUCCCUCAUUUAGAGUCUUUGUACUGUAGCGCUGAAGAGCAGUAAAUGUAUUUAACAGUCGUAGAAGUAGGUUACAUGUAAACUUUGUUACUGUUUGUCACUUUAAAUGAUCAUCAAAGAAAAUAAUGCUUUAAAAAAGGAGGCAGACCCAUUCUGCUUUCUCCGUUUCUCUCGAAGACAGCCAUGUCCGCGUUUUUUCUCUAUAACGGUCAGGUUGGCAUACCUGCAGAGGUGGUGCGGCUCGCUGGGAUUGUGAUCCAUGUGCGUAUUUAUGCCUGUUCAUACCAUGCUAGAAUGGGAUGACAAGUUGUUUAACGGAAAUGGUAAGAAUGAAGGUGUCGAUUGAAGUGUUUCUGUAAUGUUGGUUUUGACGAGAGGGUGUUUACUAAGUUAGAUGUGUAUUAUUCUUACUGUGUAUUUGAUACCACACAUUUUUGCAUGCUUACUGGCGUAUUUUACACUCUAUGUUAAAGCAACUUUAAGCGUAUCUGAUCGCUGUCUUUGAGAGUGAUUGGCCUUGGAAAGCAAAGAAACAGUUGUCAGGUGUAAAGUUUAACAUUUUGUAUUUGUAUAGCGCAUCAUUCACUUGCAGGCCAGACAAACAGUUAGGAAAAAGCACAUGGUUUGGGUCUUGGUUUCACAGCAUCUCUGUUUGGCGUGCUUCUGCAUCACUUGCAUUGUUAAGCACUGACAAUGUUUGGUGUUAUGCAUAUCUCCAUAGAUUUACUGAAUCUACAUUGACAUGCUCCAGUUUGGAAAUGAAAAACAAUGUGCUGAGUGACUUGGCCCAGAACCACUGUGUCAACACUCGACUACCGUCAUAUCAAUGUUAAUUGUUAAGUUGUGUAUUUUGCAUUGACAGAUCAAAUCAUAAAGGGAUUAUCCACCGAAAAAUGAAAAUUCUGUCAUCACUUACUCAUUUACUCUAAAUGUAUGACUUUCUUUCUUCUGCAGAAAAUAAAAUAAGAUAUUUUGGAGAAUCCUGGCAACCAAACAGUUUUGGUGUCUUUUGACUUAUAUUGUAUGGACACUGAGAAAUUUCUCGAAAUGUCUUCUCUUAUGUUCCACAGAAGAAAGUCAUAGAGGUUCGGAACAAUUUCAGGAUGAGAAAAUGUACAUUUUUGGGUGAACUAUCCCAGUUCCUCUUUUUUUAAUAAUUCAUACCAAAAUGGUUAAAAUAGAUGAAAAUGGAUGUAUGAAAAUGUCAUUUUAAGGUGUGUUUUAGUAAUAAUGUACAGUCAGUGAAGUAGAAUGUAAUGAUUGACCAUCAGAUUGAGGAUUGCAGAGAGAUUUGUAAUGAUGGUGGUUAAAUUAGCCUUACAAAAAAAAAAGUCACAUUUUAGUCAAAAGAAAAGAAAAGAAAGAAAAAAGUGAAAUAUUGAGUGAUAUUCAGUCAUAUUUUGAAAUGUGAUAUCAUGAUGAUGUAAUCACAUUAAAAAGAAAUGACUGUGAUGUUCAUGUGACUUUAUAAAUUGCCUUCCUCCCUUGCUUACAUGUGAGAAAAAGAUUUCAAGUGUUUUGUUUAAAAGCCAAUCCUUCAGCGACGAAGGACUCCUUUAGCAAAUAACUUAAGAAAUAAAUCUAUCAGAAUUUAACUUUUUUUAUUUUGUACUUCUGCAUGCUGUGACUUUUCCAUAGAUGCAGUCUUUCCUGUUUGUAUCUCACUCUGAAUGCAGCCCU